Paramuricea clavata is the source of this 2350-nucleotide messenger RNA. Lineage: Eukaryota; Metazoa; Cnidaria; Anthozoa; Malacalcyonacea; Plexauridae. The record is from the annotation of a GenBank genome assembly.
AUGGCGACAGAUGAUGAAAUCGGCAAUCUUACAGCAAGUAAUCUAGAAUCAGAAGAUCUAGAAUUAGCAAAAGAUCCCAGUGAUCCCCACGAUUACCUAAGCAGCGACGAGAUCAAUAAUGAAGACGGUUUAAUUGUAACAGACAAGGGAAAUCUGAAAUGGAAUGGAUCAUAUAUGGGCCUCAAAAAUUUCAUUAUGAUGCAACAAAUCUCGGCUGAACACUGGACUUCCUCUGGUGGGGACUGCAAGAAGUGUGAAGAUUCCGGCCUGAUAAUACGGUGGUAUUCAUCGAAAGGUUCACUAACAUUUGGGGGAGAAAAGAGCAAGGAAGUAAAAAAUAAACUAUUGCUAUUAGCACAAAACAAAGAAGAAGUGAGAACGAAGUCAAGCUGUGAUAAACAACAAGACAAUUUACAUACCGUACAGACAAAGCCUAAUGGCCCCUUGGGCGCAGUGUUCACUCAAGCAGCCAUUCAACAAAGAGACCAUCCACAAAACGAAUUCAUAAUCAAAGUGGAAAAGUUUAUUGAAACAACAAACCUGAAAAUCAGUAAUCUUGUCUCUGAAGUCAGCGAACUUAAAAUGAACAAAAGUAACAGUACUUUAACAAAUAACGACGCGAGUGUUGCCAACAAUGAUUUGGUCAACCUGUUAUCGAAUGAAAACCAAGACCUAAAGGUCCAGUUACACGUGCGAUUUUUUCCUCGCGCCGGCAACGCAACGCCUUUGCAACGGGUUAAAUUUCAUUGCGUUACUCGCGCGAGUGAAGUGGUGACACGAGCAAUGAUAGCUUAGCCGCGUCGCAACUAUUUGCAUGAAAAAAACGGGCACAAACGUCACUGACAACAACAUGGCGUCAAAGAAAGAACUUGUGGUCAUAGCUGCAAUGCUUUUGCUGGAAGAAGAUGACGAGGAGGUUAAAGAAAAGAAACGUAUUUGGACUGGCUUCUAGAGAGAAAAAAACAAAGGUUAUUUCGGUCAGCUUCUUUCCGAUCUGGCUGCCCACGACACACCAGGAUUUGAAAAAAUUAUGCGAAUGGAUUUUGAUCAUUUCAAAAAGAUAGUUGAUAAUCUAUCUGAUACGCUUUACAAGAAAGACACAAUAAUGCGUGAAUCAACCAAGCCAGCAGAAAUGUGUUGUUUAACGCUUCGAUAUUUGGCAGCGCUACAGCACGCUGUCCGUACAGAAGCGAAUUUCAUUGGCUAUCUUAAAAUAGCCCAUGCGUUUCCUGCUCAAACAAUGCCUGGGUAAUUCGAUAUUUUCGGCAAUCGUUGCCGAAAGUUCAAGCAUUUCAACUUUCCGCAACGAUUGCCGAGAAUAUCGGGUUGCAAUUGCGUUACCGCGCCAGAUAUGUUACACGGGCAAUUUCAUCACUCGCGCGAGUAACGCAAUGAAAUUUAACCCGUUGCGUUGCCGGCGCGAGAAAAAAAUCGCACGUGUAACUGGACCUUAAAGAAUGAAAUCAAGUUACUUCGAGAGAAAAACAUCAAUAUCACACAUUCUGUGGCAGACCUAAACUCCAAGAUUGAAGAAUUAGAAAGCGAGAAACAAAGCCUCAAAACUGCGCUGAAGAUCUUAUACGCCGACCUGGAAACUGCGGAAGGAAAUAUGCAAUCACUAACUGACAAACAUGAAGCCCAACAGCAUCCAUGGAUUACAGUAUCUGGCAAGUCGAAAGGUCACCCAAUAAACCUUGAGUUAAACAACAACAACAACAAAUACUCGGCCCUGCACGUCGAGGAUGACACAGAAAUUGUCAUUGAUAGUGACGAAACUAAAGCGUCAGUAAAUUCUGCUGGGAGUAGAAAUAAAUACUUUCCACAUCACACACCAAAAACAAAGACGACCAGACGACCGAUUGCUAUCCUGGGAGAUUCAAUGAUUAAAGGUAUAAACUCAAGAAAACUUCAACAUGGCCUUAAACAAAAAGUCAUUGUAAAAACAUUCCCGGGUGCGCAUGUAGAAGAUAUGACUCAUUACGUGAAGCCAACUCUAGCCUCGAAUCCAGCUGAAGUCAUUGUACAUAUCGGUACAAAUGACUUGAAAUACAAGUCACCUAGUACCCUACUUAAAACGGUAGACAAUCUUGGAGAAAUGAUUACGGAGAGUAAAGAUGUUAAACUGACAUUAUCAGAGAUUAUAACCAGAUGUGACGAUGAAACUCUAGCGGACAAGGUAAAUAUUUAUAAUGAACUUCUAGCUAACCUUUGUACUGAGCGAAAUUGGGGGUUAAUUAAGAACUCUAAUAUAAAGAAAGAUCAUUUAAAUAACUAUGGACUCCACUUAAACCCAAGAGGUUCGACGGUCCUAGCUAAGAACUUCAAACUGUAUGUAAGUAAUCAAAAUUGA